GCUCACACAGCGCCAAGCGGCAGGGCGAAGUGAGAGUGUGUCUGUGAAUCGCUCCAAAGUGCACUCAGACCACACCAGGCACGACUCGGCACACGGAGGGACGCGCACGUUAGGAGCGAAACGCACCGCGAGGACUUCAGGCAAAAGGCGCUUCUCUGCGAGGCGCGCGACCGGCAGCGGGCGAAGGAUGCUGUGCAGCAGCUCCGUGGUUGUGGAGUGCGGGUAGUGCACGCCGCGCUGCUCCGGGUCCAGGUCGCGUUAACGGACGCUCCGGUUCUCCGGUGCCUGGGUUGGAGAUUGUGGACUUUCGAUCACAUUGGACUUUUGAGCUACAUGUCUGCUUGGCAGUUAGCGUGAUAUUGAAAGACAUUAGAAGAAAGUGUUUAUUUCAAGAAAUCUUUUUUUUUUUCUGCUCUAAGGCUGCAGGGGUAGUUUAAACUAUCCGGCUCAUAUUGGACUUUUUCCUCUUUUUUUCCAGUAUGGGACCUUAUACAAAAAGUCGCUCCGGGACUUUUGACUUUUGACAUUGGACUGGAAUAAACAAUUAAUAGCUGACAUAAAUUGUCAUAUUACCUGUUCGAUCGCUCCCGAUCUUUUAGUUCGUCAAGGAGAUGCUUUUUUGUCACGUUCGCGCCGAAGAAAAGCGCACAGAAAAACUUUGGACUAUGGUAGGUUACCCGUGCAGCAAGUUAAACAACAGUGUUCUAUGUGCGUUUGCUUAAUCAAAGACAAAAGGCAGAGCCGUCAAAUGCGCGCAUAAACACGGGAGCCGGAACACAGUUUGCGUGCGUAUUUGGACAGUCUAUUCCCUCUCGCGCCCGCGUCCUUGGAGAAGUUGAAAAACAAAAAACAAUUGAUGAAACGCAAUGAUUAACUUAUUUCACGCGUUUCAACAUUUAAAGAAUACAAAUCAGUUUGAUCAUUAGACAUUUGAACAAUUUCUUUAUAUCUUUUUUUUUCCUUUUGGGGACAGACUGUAAAAAAAAACAAAAAAAAACAGACAGUGCGCUGAUGUCAGGCAAACUGGCCGUCAUGUGGGAUUGAUUGCAGGGGAGUAUGUUUGGGCUGGAGCAGUUUGCUUCUCAGAUUAAUAGCAGAAACCCUCGCCAAUCAGAGAGAAACAUAAACCUAUCGAGACUGAACAUGGGCUCUCAUUAUAAAAGUCCGGGUUUUCACGCUGGCGGCCCGCCGGGAGCCGUGGAACCCGGCAUGGGCUCUCUGAGCGAACCGCAAAUGCUCGGGCUCAAUAUGAACAUGAACGGAGAACAGUACGGGGGCUUUCACCCGCGGGGCCACUCGGACAUGCAUGCAGGCAGCGGACUUCAGCAGCAGCAGCAGCAAGGACCCAUGCAUGGAUUUUUUAACAACCAGCAACCUCACCAAGGGCAUCCUCACGGCCAUCAACCUCACCCCCACCAACCUCACCCUCAUUUCGGUGGAAAUUUUGGAGGCCCAGAGCCAGGAUCAUCAUGUCUGCAUGGUGGCCGGCUAAUGGGCUACAACAACAAUGGCAUGGGACCACAGCAGGGCUUUGGAGAAGGAUUUGAUCCUCUCGCUGAGGCGCAGGCAGGGGAUGGCUUUCCCCCGCAGCAGCAGCAGCAACAGCAGCAACGGCCUGGUAACAUGCCUGACUUUCAACAUCACGGCCCUCCCAGUGUCAGCCAUGCGGUCCCCGCCCCCUGUCUACCCUUGGACCAGUCACCUAACAGAGCAGCAUCCUUCCACGGUCUCCCGUCCUCCUCAUCCUCCUCCUCUGAGUCUCACGGCCUAGAGUCUCGGCGAAUGCCCAACCAGGGAGCUGUAGAGGGAUUAGAGUAUAACUUCCCAAGUGAGCCCCCAUCUGGACAUUUUGAUGUACAUGUAUUUUCCCCAUCAGAAUCAGAAUCUCAGAUACCCCAUUUUGGCCCAGGAAGGCCUGUCCCCAGUGCUAAUUUCCCAGGGAACCCUGGCAUGCCACGGACCUCAGGUAUGCCGGGCAUCCCUAAGGGACACCAGCCGCCACCACAGCCCCAGCAACCCCAGCAGCCUCAGCAUGGAGUGUUUUUUGAGCGUUUUGGAAAUGGUCGUAAGGUGCCCGUGGGAAUCGAGCCGGGGGUCAAUGCAAGACAUUCUCUCAUGCAGCAGCAGCAACAACAAGCUGGCUUGAUAGCCAGACAGAAUUCAUGCCCCCCUGGCCUCCCCCGACCCCCUCAGGCCGAGCCUGGCGCUACUAACCCUAACAUUCUGGAUGGAGGGGUCAUGAUGCCUGGCCCACACAACCAGUUUGAGUAUCCCAUUCACAGACUGGAAAAUAGGGGUAUGCACCCCUAUGGGGACCCCAUGUUUAAUAUGCAACAACCAGCUCCUCCCCCCUCCCAACAACCGCCAAAUCAGAGGCUGCAACACUUUGACUCUCCUUAUAUGAACAUGGCGAAAAGACCGCGAUUUGACUUUCCGAAUGCACAUGGCGGUGAAGGCUGGUGUGGUGGAAUGGAUAACCACCUCUCUCCCUCUGCAUAUGCCGGCCUACCUGGUGAGUUCACCCCACCUGUGAGUGAAGGCUUCCCACCAGGUCCCCUUCAGCAUCCAGGGCCUGAGCAGCAGUCUCUACAGCAGCGGCAGAAUGCAGCCAUGAUGAUAAAACAAAUGGCAUCGCGCAACCAACAGCAGAGAAUGAGGCAGCCCAGUCUGCAGCAGCUGGGUCACCAUGGCGAUGUACCUCCUGGCCCAAUGACUCACGGAGGCCCAGUGGGGAACAUGCCCCAACCCGGCUUUGACAGGGAGAAUGCUGGCAGGAUGCCCAACAUUGAUGGACAAAAUCCUCAUGUAACUCAGGAGAACUCCUGGUUUCAAGGGAACCACCCACCAGGGGAGAUGAUGUCACGGCGCAUGGGUGGAGCGGGUAAUGAAUCGGGGCCCCAUGACAUGGGGCUACAGCAAAACGGAGCCGGAAUGAUCUUUAGGCCAGGCAUGGGCAUGCAGGAGCCCAUGAGAAUACCAGGAGAUGGUCAUGUACAGGCUCUCCAUUCCCCGGGCAUGCACUCACAAUUCAGCGGCAACAUGGGCAAUCUCUCACAAAUGCAGUCGCCAGGAGCGGGAACGGGGCAUCCGAAUGCCCCAGCAGAGAGGCGGGCAGCUGAAUUUCCUGCACCUCCGAUGGGAGCACAGCCAACUUUUCCCUAUGGGGGGGCUAACCGUCAGGGUCCUGCCCACAGCGCUCCCCAGGGGGUGAACACAUCACCAGCGAGCUACCCUUCUCAGUCUGAGUUCCCCCCAGGCCAGCGGCCGUCUGUUAGUAAGCUGGGAGCUCUCUCCCUCGGGAACUUCAGCAAAACCAGCGCUAAAGACAGUGUUUUUGGCCAGAGCUGCCUGGCGGCCCUGUCCACGGCUUGCCAGAACAUGAUUGCUAGCCUUGGGGCCCCCAAUCUUAACGUUACCUUCAACAAGAAGAACCAAAAUGAGGGCAAGCGAAAAUUGAGUCAGACAGAGCAGGACAUUAAUAGCAGCACAUCUAAUGGGACUGGCAGUGCUGGACCUGAAUAUUUUCAGAGUAGCACUUCCCAGAACAGCCAGAUGCCUGGCACUGGGAAUAGCAACUCUAAGCCCACAAGUCAAAGCCAGACGGUGCAGGGGGAAGCCAGUGCCCUCUCCCCAAAUUACAACAUGGACGCUACCCCAUGCAGUGAGGGGAAGGCAACAACAGGGAGUGGGAGAGGGAGAGGCAGGAGAAAAAGAGACAGUGGUCAUGUGAGCCCUGGAAUUUUUUUUUCCCCUGACAAUGGUAACCCUGUUGUAAGUCCAGGCCAGCAGACCCCCUCUGCUGGUGUUGGGGAGAGGGGUGGGGGUACACCCCAUGAGAAACACCUCCAAUCACCGUCUUGGGGAAAAGGAGGAGACCUAAUGUUGGGGGAUCAGGCCGAUUUGAUGUCUUCCUUGGACAGUGGCAUUCAAAGUGUUGCCAAGUCUGAAAGUAGCUCACCGCGGGUGGACUUUCCUGACGAUGUCAGCACCCACUACGGCAACGAGGACGAGGUGUCCUCCAGCUCGGAUGCGGGAGGCGCCUCUGCCUCCAAGUCUAAUCGCAGCCCUAUGAUCACAGGCUCCCCCAAAAUGCAGAGGAGUGACCAUGGCUUGAUGAACGGACAGAAGCCUUUAGGCAUGGGCAUUAACAAUCACACUACCUCGCCGCCAGACAGCUACGGACUGAAUGCUGGUGGGGGCACAGGGGCCAGCGGGGUGAGCCACCCAGGCACUCCUGGGGUGGAGCAGGUACGCACUCCAUCCAGCACCUCUGGUCAGGAGGAAAUCCACCCGCUAGAGAUUCUGCAGGCCCAGAUACAGCUACAGCGGCAGCAAUUCAGUAUCUCUGAGGACCAGCCCCUGGCCAUGAAAAAUGGCAAAAAGAAUGGUGACUGUCCCUCACAGAACGGAGACAAUGAGCUGGCAGGCUGCAGUCCCGAUGCUGGGAAGGGCUCAAUGGGCACUAUUGACCUUGACACCCUCAUGGCAGAGCAGCACGCCACCUGGUACGUGCCCAGUGACAAGGCCAUGAUGGACGGGUCAGAAGAUGACAAGGCCAUGGGACCAUGGGAAAAGAACAAGGGCCAAAACAGCAGCAAAGAAGAAUCUGAGCUGUCCCAGAGUAAGGUUGGAGCCGCGGCCCCAGGAGCUGGAGGAGGAGGAGGAGGAGGGGGGGGGAGCAGCGGAGGUAACCACCUGCAGUGCCUGUCCGUCCACUGCACAGACGAGCUGGGGGACAGUAAGGGCCGAGGGGGGCCCGUCUCAUCCUGGCGCUCUCUCCACUCUGAUAUCUCCAACCGAUUUGGGACAUUUGUGGCGGCACUGACUUGAGCAAAGAGCGGAGCCCAGCGGGAAGAAGGAAAGAACAUUAAGGCGAAGAAAAGCUUCAAAGACAAUUCAUGUUGAUAACGAUGAUACCGAUGACGAUAGCGAAGUGUUGGUGAGGCGACUGCGAACAACUCCUGCCUGUCCAGGGACAGAGAGACAUUUAGACUCGUGAAAACAACACCGCAGACAUUCACUCUCGCCCUCUAAUCUCUUCUUUCUUACACAAAUAAAACAAACACACACGCACGCACGCAAAAACACACUUUUCCUCUGAGACUUACAGUACCCUUUUAGGACACUCUCUCACAUACUGCUGGGCAAUACAGUGUGUGCUUAACCAUUCUCACAUCUGGAAAACCUCAAAUCAAUAUAUAUAUAUAUUUUUUUUUUGUCAAAGGAAAAAUAAAGAAAUGUCAAGGAGGAGACCACCAGAAGAUGGAGAAUAAGAGAUAUUCAGUUGUCAUUGGCUUUGAUUGUAUAACAGUUGAGUAUUGUGAUACAACUACCCAAUCCACACACACACACACACACACACACACACACACACACGCACACACACACGCACAUUCACCCUUAUGCGGCCUACUGUGUAAUUAGCAGUGGCCUGAACACUAGAAGCUAAACAAGAGGAAGAUCGAAGGAGGGGUGAUUUUGCAUGAAUGUAACUCAACUCAGUUUUGUGAACACAAUUCUCCCCUCUUUGGCAAAGAAAAUGUUAACCGUUAUCAUUUGCUGCUCUUAAUCAUUUAUGAUUUGUUGUAGUUCGCCAUUAUUUGUAUUCCUUUAUUCUGUUCUCUCGUCUUCUACUCACCUCUUCUAUCAUCCUUAUAAGCUCAGCUUGCAUACAAUUUAGCCAAUGAGAACUGAAAAUGGAGGUCAAGGGAUUGUUUAAUAAGGGAAUUGAAAAAAAUACUAUUGGUAUUGCACAUGUAUAAUAAAAGAAAAUUUGCUGUGUGUUAGGCAAUCUUGUAAUCUUUAAAUAAAGCUUCUGUCUAAUUUGAAUUUCUGAAACAAUAGACGGAGGACUGUGACGGCAAUUUACAAACUGAUAUUUGUUUUUGGUUUUCUUUUUUAAUAAUAAGUAAAGUGCAGUCGUCUGUUUUCCUGCAUAUUGUAUAUAUCUGUAUAUGUUUUAUUGAGUAACUAAAUAACAAUAAAUAUGACGUUAAAGGUGA
Messenger RNA from Gasterosteus aculeatus aculeatus (three-spined stickleback), 6002 nucleotides. It is a transcript of the gene mn1b, whose product is annotated as meningioma 1b. NCBI's taxonomy places the organism in Eukaryota, Metazoa, Chordata, Actinopteri, Perciformes, Gasterosteidae. Gene Ontology annotation, biological process: regulation of DNA-templated transcription. The record is from RefSeq and is a predicted model, not a curated record.